AUGGCCGACGAAAAAAACGCUGAAGUUGUAAGUGGGGAGGAAAAGAUAACAGAUGAGUUAACAGAUGAGGAUAACCAGAGUGUUAUGUCUGAUGGUCUCAUGCAGAUAUUUAAACCAGCAGUUCAAGAGCUUGAUGAAAAGGUUUUAAGCGUGAGGUACGAUUAAUUCUUUUCACUAAUAUGGGCUAGCUAUAAAAUUGUCCUAACCUGUAGCUGUACUUUGGUCAUCCAAAGAAACGUCAGACACUUUAUUUUUUACAUAGUGCAUGAUCUAUUUUGAAAUACUUGUUCCGAAAUCAGCUAAGAAUCUAAGCUUAUUUUAAUUUGCAGAGAAAGUCAAGUUGAACUACGGGAACAAAUCGACAAACUUGCUCAAGGUAGGAGUAUUAAGUUUCAGGAUUGGGGCUAACAUUUCAAGUUGCUGGGUAUAAUUAUAUGAGAUUAGCAGCAGGGGAAAUGUACAGCUAGUAACCUCUUUUGGUUUUAUAUUCCUUUUGGUUCCUUUGAGAGUAGCCGGGGCUCCUAGAAGCCAGGGUAAAUCGCUGGUCCCCGGCUCUUAGUGGCAGCCCUGAAGUUUAGAAAAUGAUAAUGAUAAUAAUAGUAAUAAUAAUAAUUGCAGUCAACUCUUGCCUUGUGGACACCCCACUACAACGGACAGGAGCUAAAUCCCUGACAAAAACAAAUUACAGAUUUUUGCCUGAAAUAAACUCUCGCUAUUAUAAUUAUGGACUUGCGCUAAAGAGGACAUAAACUCAAGGGGGUUUUGCUAAAGGCAGGCCCACGGCCCGCGACAGCCCCGCGGCUUGGUAACCCAGAGGCCGGGUUACCAUGUUUCUAUUUGUUGCAUGUUGUUCAGAUGAAAACGUUUUCAUUCUCUGUUCAUAGAAACCGAUAGCACAAUAGAGGACUUAUAUUAUCGAACGAUGUAAGUUAUUUUCAAACCGUACAUUGAAAGUGAAAAUAUCAUAAGUAAUGAGAUAUGUGAACUGCAAAUCUUUUUCUCUGCAGAGACAUGUCAGUCUAUUUACAGGAACCCCACUCCAAAAGGAGAGCAGGGCAGAGUUUUUCAAACUGUGGUUUGAAAAUAACUUACAUCGUUUGAGAAUGGACUUCCUCUCUAUCGGGUUCUGUAAACAGACAAAUAAACAGAGAAUGACAACUUUUUUUACUUAGCAACAUGCAACAAAAGAAAGGGUUGAAAAGGAUUGAAAUGAUUAUUAAAAUGGUAAACAAAUUCAAACUCACCGUCGUCCAUUUUGCACGCCCAAACCCACCCUCGUACCCAGCGUCUUUGUUCCCCUUAACCAGCGGUUGGGAAACAGCAUCUUGUCAAGCCAGCAUGUGCAGUAAGGGACGGAGACUCGAGGUACGAGAUUGGCCCUAACCCGAUGGAGAUCUGUGCAUGUGUGCGGAUUUACCGUUGGACAGAAAAACCGUGAAAAAUCAGGACUGGGUCACUGGGCUGCCGGGCAGCCGGGCUGCCUGGGCCUCCGGGCCAUGGGCCACUGGGCCACGGGCCUGCUUUUAGCAAACCCAAACUCAAGGUCCCUACAGUGUCCACUAUAAAGGGAAUUGACUGUAAAUACUUAUAUGGCACAUUUAAUAAGCUCUAUGCCCCUUACAAGAAUAAAACAUCUAGAUGAAAAAAUAUAAGAGCAGAAAUCCUAAUAUAACUUCUCACAGCUUAUGAAUUUAAAAAUUUUUGCCUAAAAAGAAAAGUUUUGAGCAGUUUUUUAAAACUGUCAGCAGUCUUUGCUUCCUUAAUGUUCUGUGGUAAGAUAUCCCACCAUUUAGGCGCUGCAACUGGAAAAGUUCUACCACCAUUGUUGUCAGUUCUAGCUCUUUGAGGACAGAGUAGUGAAAGUGACCCUGAUCUUAAGGCUUCAAGUAGUCUGCUGACUGGCCGUUUAUGGUCUUGUAGGUUAAGAGGAGAAUCUUGAAUUCAAUCCUCUUCUCAACUGAUAGCCAGUGCAGGUUUUUUAAGAAAGGUGUUGCAUGGUUUAAAUGUUUAGAAUUCAUCAUAAGAUGCGCCGCAGUAUUCUGAAUACGUUGAAGCUUAUCUCUUUGAUAUGCAGGGAUGCUAUAUAAUACAAUAUUACAGUAAUCUAAUCAUCUCAUUGCGAGAGUAGCUUUUUUACAAACUUCAUUGAUGUGAGCACUAAACAUCAAAUUAUUAAGUUUCUAGCUUUCUUUUUAAUGUCGAUGUUAGUUCCUGCAAACGUAACGGUUUCACCGAAAGAUGGUUGCUUUGUAAACUGCAAUGUAAAAUGUAGCACGUCAAUCUUUCCAGGAUUACUCUUGAGCAUAACUGUUCCAUGAGAAAAUAUGCUCAACACAUUGUUGAAGGGUAUCAAGAGCAUCAUUAUUCAGGUGGUUAGGGUUAAUAGAAACAUAAACUUGACUAUCGUCAGCAUAGAACAUACAGUUAAGAUCACAAUUUAGUAUUACACACUUUAUUAUUAUUAUUAACAAGCUACAUUUACAUAAAGCUUGUUAAUAAUAAUAAUAAGGUGUGUAUUACUAAAUUGUAUAUCAUAUCUUCAAGAAAAAUUGGGUCAGGAUUUGGGAGGCAAAUUGUGAUCAUUUUCUUCUCUUUUGUUUUUGCUCUUUCCAUUAACUAUAAGCUUAGAACUGGCUAAAGCUAUGGGAUUACAAAGGUCACUGAGAAUUAUUGAUUGCUUUUAUUAUUUACCAAUUUGAAACAGAUCUGCGUAGGUUGUCUGAACUACAAGAACUUCCAGUUGACCUUGAACCAUAUGUAAAGAAGCUAAUGAAUUCUAGGAGAAGAGUCAUGCUUGUAAAUAACAUACUGCAGAAUGCCCAGGUACUAAAUCAAACAAUUUUAACUACAAUUAAACACAAUAUGAACAACAUAAAUAAACAGCCAAACCUCCUUAAAACAGACACCAAAGGUACAGGGUUAACCCUUUAAUCCCCAAUAUCCACAUACAAAUUCUCCAAACUGAUCCCCAUACAUUUCCUUCAUAAAUGAGUUAAGAGAAUUUGAUAAAAGAUCAAGACAUUUUCUCUUAGGUGAUCAUUUUAUUAAUUCUCAUAACCUAAUCUCUUGACAUUGUAUGGAUAUCAUUAGGAGAAAAUUGACGUUAGUCACUAUUGGGACUUAAAGGGUUAAAGAGGUGUUGUUUUGUAGAGGUUGGUGCUGAUGAUUGUUGUCUAUGUGACCUGCAAGAGAACUCUUCUUGCUAGGCAGGGCCUCUAUUAUUAUUAUGAUUGUGAUUGUGUGAUUUUGCACAAUUGACAUCCAAAUCACAACCAGUCAUAUAAUCCUCAAACACUCCCAUCAUUAAUUUCAAAGAACGCAUAAAUCUGGACAAAAUAACAAACAUAAAUUCUAAUUAGUGGUGGAGGGGGGCUUAUUUCUUUUAGCGAAGAUUUUAGUAGCAGUUCUCCUUAAAGAAAAAGAACACAAAGUAGAAAUGCUCAAGUACAUGAAGAUGCAGGUCAUGCAAUCGAAGAUCAAAAACAAAUCCGACCUUCCAGCAAUUGAAUAAACCAUGAUACUGGAUCAGUCCACACAACUGUCAAACAAAAGUGAACUUUGAAAAGCUGUUAGACAACCAAGUCUUCCGAACGACAAUACUGCAAUCUGUUUUAUUCUUUUUAAAGUUUGUCCAUUGUGCCUCCUUUUGUGUUAAUGCAUUAUUUAAACGUUAUUUUAAUCUUUUAAGCAAUUAAAUUUGUUUUUAAUUAUUGUAUCUGGUGGUAGUUCCCUCUGUUUAGAUUUUGAUAAAGUUUGUUUCUCCACUUCGUAAAUGGCACCACAUAUGGGUGGCUCAGGAAAAAUCUACCAUUGUCAGUAUGAUCAGCAUGCAAAGGAAGUGGUGUCUGAUAACCUGGGGAUAGUGGAUUUUGCUAUUGGGCUUGUGAAUUCUGUUCUUAACUUGCCCGAUGGGCAAGUGAUUUUUUUUGGGCGGGGGGGAAUUCAAAUUACAGAAGAAAUGUAAUCAAUCCUGCUCAUCAAAUCUUUUCCAGGCCAGCUGACUUUCAGGCUAGUACAUUCUAGGUACAGCUUGGAAUUUGGGCAAGCUGUAAAACUGACUUUCUUUGCACCCUGAUGACUGUCACAUGUUAAAGCUAGUGUUCUUCAUGUUCUGACUUGUAUUGGCAACUCCAUUUAAAACUAAUAUAGACCAUUGUAUGCAGUAUUCUAGUCAAAGAAUUUAGUUAUUAACAAUAUCGUGUUAUGUUUUUGUUAUCAUUAGGAGAGGCUUGGCAGACUGCAUCAGAGUGUCACAAGAGAGACAGCUAAAAGAAAAGCUUUACUCGAACCUUCAGAGUUCUAGUACAACCAGAAAUUUAACAGAAAGUUGUAGAUAAAAAUAGACAAAUCUUUAUGCUGAAGUUAACUUACAUUAAACAUUUUUCCGAAAGAAGCAAAAGUUUCUUUGUUGGUGCUAAAGAUUAAAUUACAAACACUUAAGAUCACAGUACACAAGGUUUCAGUAUAAAUCAUAAUAAUGAUAUCACCUUUUAUUAAUAUUAAGUAAUGAUCCGGGUAAGGUGGAAAGCAAUUUCUUUUGUUAUGCGGCAACGGUGCUUUCCCCACAUAGAAAUGUUCUCAUUUUUACACAGAGAAUGCAUAAACCUACAUGAAGGCCGUUUACGCAAUAAAAUGCAUUUACACUCCACUUUGAAAGGGUG
Porites lobata is the source of this 4661-nucleotide messenger RNA. The record is from the annotation of a GenBank genome assembly. Lineage: Eukaryota; Metazoa; Cnidaria; Anthozoa; Scleractinia; Poritidae.